AUGGGAGAAGAAGUUAAACCAGAGGUAAAGGAGGCUGCCCCUGCUCCAGAGGCAGUUCCAGAGCCCGGCUCCUCGAAAGAGGAGAAGAAGAAAGAUGUGGCAGAGGAGAAUCAAGAAGCUACCGAGGAGGAGAAACCAACGGUGGAGGAGGAGGAGACGCAGCCGCCACCACCGCCUCCACCAUUCAUACUCUACGUCGACUUGCAUUGUGUAGGAUGUGCUAAGAAGAUCGAAAGAUCUAUACUAAGAAUUAGAGGAGUGGAAGAAGUGGUGAUGGACAUGAAUGAGAACCAAGUGACGAUAAAAGGAGUGUUGGAUCCACAAGCAGUGUGCAACAAAAUCAAGAAGAAGACUAAAAGAAUGGCCAAAGUCCUCUCGCCGCUUCCGGCUGCCGAAGGGGAGCCUCUGCCACCGACCAUAAACUCUCAAGUGUCUGGCCUCACCACCGUCGAGCUCAACGUCAACAUGCAUUGUCAAGCUUGUGCUGAUCAGCUCAAGAAGAAGAUUCUCAAAAUGAGAGGGGUCCAAACAACUGUGACAGAGUACACGACGGGAAAAGUAAUAGUGACCGGGACAAUGGACGAAGAGAAACUUGUGGCUUACGUCUACCGUCACACCAAAAAGCAGGCCAGAAUCGUACCCCAACCCGACCCGGAACCUGAUGAAAAACCUGCCGCGGAGGAAGACAAGAAGGAGGAGAGCGGUGAAGGGCUUGAGAAACCCGCAGAAACAGGAGAGGAGAAGGAGGAGGAGGAGGAGGAAGAAGACGGUGGCGGAGAAGAGACGGAGGUUACUGAGGAGAUGGCUAUGACGGAAGAUGAAGGGAUGAAGAGGAUGAUGUAUUAUUAUCAGCCUUUAUACGUUAUCGAAAGGGUUCCUCCGCCGCAGCUUUUCAGCGACGAGAACCCUAACGCUUGUUGCAUUUCUUAA
Eruca vesicaria subsp. sativa (arugula) is the source of this 930-nucleotide messenger RNA. The record is from the annotation of a GenBank genome assembly. Lineage: Eukaryota; Viridiplantae; Streptophyta; Magnoliopsida; Brassicales; Brassicaceae.